This is a messenger RNA of Plodia interpunctella (Indianmeal moth), 974 nucleotides long. RefSeq names its product amblin-like. Gene Ontology annotation, molecular function: serine-type endopeptidase inhibitor activity; transforming growth factor beta binding; receptor antagonist activity. Lineage: Eukaryota; Metazoa; Arthropoda; Insecta; Lepidoptera; Pyralidae. Gene Ontology annotation, biological process: transforming growth factor beta receptor signaling pathway. The record is from RefSeq and is a predicted model, not a curated record. Bases 379 to 921 code for a protein of 180 amino acids. The transcript has 5 exons.
GAAUAAGGCAUUUUAUUGUCCGGUUACAUAAUAUUAAUAGUUUUUUGAAAUAUAUGAUUUUAUUGAAAGACAAAUAGAUACUGUAAGCGUAGGAACGAUAUUAACACACUAUAAUGCCAAUAAAUUAAUACGUGAGCCCUCGCGACUCCCGCGCACCCCAGGUCGGCCAUGAUCUGUUAAUGGAUCCUUAGAACUACCGCUUCAAAAAAAAAAAAGUUAAAACGGGGUAAUAUUUACUUUAGUAGUAGGUUAGCUAUAAUACGAAUAGGUACAUUAUAUGUUAGUACAUUAUGUUGAUUAAAUUUCCAUUUUACGAGCGCGUUGUCAACAACAUAUUUUAGUCGAAAGAUUUUACAGUUAAACUCUUAUUUGCAAAAAAUGUAUAAGGAAAUUAUAUUUGCUAUUUUUUUAAUAUAUUAUAAUGACGUUAUUUGCGGCUUGUUGGAAAUGGAAAAAGAAGAAACUACACGAGCACCGAUGGACCUUACGAAGUUGAACAAUGAGUUAUAUUGCAAGUUUCAGCCAAAUGAGUACGAUUGUGGUGAAAAAGAUAGACGCCAUUAUAAUUGGUAUUACUUUGACCUUAAAUUGGAAGAUUGCAAACCUAUUUCUAGUUCGGUAGGAGAUUGCAGCGACAACAAAAAUGCAUUUUCAUCUUUGAAGAACUGUAAAGAAACAUGUCGUGAAUUCGGCAUGGUUUCUAUUUUGCCUAAUUUGACGGAGAAUGUUUUUUGCCGUUUACAAUUUGAUUUCGGAGAUUGUAGUGAUUACCAUCCUUUGUGGUAUUUCGACGUGUCAACGAGAACUUGCAAGGGAUUCUCCUACAGUGGCUGUGGCGGGAACCAAAAUAAGUUCGGGACGCAGCAAGACUGCACCACGGCCUGCCUGCCAAACGUCGACUACAAUGUUAGGGUGCUGUAGUCAUUUCAGCUGUAUUUAAAAUUUUGAUAAGAAAUAAACCUGACGUCAACCAG